This is a messenger RNA of Penicillium nucicola, 1290 nucleotides long. RefSeq lists its product as uncharacterized. Gene Ontology annotation, molecular function: protein dimerization activity. The record is from RefSeq and is a predicted model, not a curated record. Lineage: Eukaryota; Fungi; Ascomycota; Eurotiomycetes; Eurotiales; Aspergillaceae. Bases 1 to 1290 code for a protein of 429 amino acids. The transcript is spliced from 3 exons.
AUGCUGGAAGAACACAAUCUUCGCUAUCGGACUGGGAAUGAAUGCCAAUCCGAAUCCGCUGCCUCCAUGCAGAUCAAAACUGAGGGAGUAGCAGCCGGCAGAGAGAAUCAACUUCGGACCGAGCGCCGCUUCGGAGAGUCAAUCAAAAAUAGUCAAGAAUCACUGACAGUCGAUCAUCCAUCGGGCAGCCAGCCCAGCCGCGCAUAUUCCAUCACGCACAUCUAUAAGGAGCUCUUUAACCAUCUUGAUGAUGUUGCGGAGUUACUAGAACGCAAGACUGUCCCUUGGAAAAAGAGAAUGCUUCAGGCACUACAGGCAGCGAAACAGAAACUCUCAAAGUACCACAGAGCGACCGGCAGUGAAUCGUUUGGCACAGAUUAUGCAAUUGCAACUAUUCUGUGUCCAUCGAAGAAGCUUCGGUUUUUUGAAGGCGAUGACUGGAAAGAGAAAAACGAGAAGGGAGAAGAUAUCAAUUGGAUGGAGAUCUAUCGGGAUAAACUACAGAAGGAAUUUGACCAAUAUCAACAACGCAUAACCCGCCGCAAGGAGCCCUCUCAAGCCCAAGUCUCUCAAGAAGUGGACGAAGAGGAGCUUGAUCUGAUGAUGGAUUUGCACGCUUCACACAGUGAAAUUGACCGACCGGAGGAUGAGAUCACACGAUAUCUUGCACAGGGUCUUACCAAAGGAAAGCCAAGGGUGUUCUGGAAGGAGCAUGAGCAUGAAUAUCCAGUGCUUGCAGCGAUGGCGCGGGAUAAUCUGGCAACACCUGCUAGUGGCGCUGGUGUUGAGCGGCUCUUCAAUUGUGCUCGUGAUGUCUGUCACUAUCGCCGGGGGCAGCUUAAACCAGAAACCAUCAGGUCUCUAAUGCUUCAUCUGUUCGCAUCGAAGUUCGAGCUUCAACAAACCGAGCUCGAGAUGAUCAAGGAGUAUCUCUCUAGCGGAGAGGUUGCCAUACUCGAUCAGACAUGGAAGCCAACUCCGUCGCUUCACGAUAUCGAGCCGAUCAGUGAAAACGAAGAAGAUGGUAACCAAGCGGAGAAUGGAUCGGAUGACUCAGAAAAUGAUUUGGGAUAUAGUUAUACAGUUGAGCAGGCGACUCCUACACCGAUUCCAAUCCGGGGCAAGCAACCACGGCGCAAGCGGCUUCAUAGUGCCGUUGAGCCUCAGGAUGAUGGUGAUAAGGAUCUCCCGCUUCCUGAAAUGCCAACUGAGAAGCCCACGCAGGGGAGAUCGGGGAGGAUUCGGAAGAAGCCAAAGCAGCCAGAUGGAUUUGAGUUUGAUAACCUGUGA